AUGGCGGGGCUGGGGGGGCUGCGGGCGGGCGGCACCGGCUGCGUUCCGGCCACCAAGGUGGAGCUGACGGUGUCCUGCAGGCAGCUCCUGGACAAGGACACCUUCUCCAAAUCUGACCCACUGUGCGUCCUCUACACCCAGGGACCGGACACCAAGCAGUGGCGGGAGUUUGGCCGCACUGAGGUCAUCGACAACUCCUUGAACCCCGACUUCGUGCGCAAGUUUGUGCUCGAUUACUUCUUCGAGGAGAAGCAGAAUCUGCGCUUCGACCUGUACGAUGUGGACUCCAAAAGUCCCGACCUCUCCAAGCACGACUUCCUGGGCCAGGCCUUCUGCACGCUGGGUGAAAUCGUGGGCUCAUCCGGCAGCCGCCUGGAGAAGCCACUGACGUGAGCAGGGC
This is a messenger RNA of Lagopus leucura (white-tailed ptarmigan), 400 nucleotides long. Its product is annotated as copine-5-like. Gene Ontology annotation, molecular function: calcium-dependent phospholipid binding. Gene Ontology annotation, biological process: cellular response to calcium ion. The transcript is spliced from 6 exons. NCBI's taxonomy places the organism in Eukaryota, Metazoa, Chordata, Aves, Galliformes, Phasianidae. The record is from RefSeq and is a predicted model, not a curated record. Gene Ontology annotation, cellular component: plasma membrane. Bases 1 to 393 code for a protein of 130 amino acids.